Messenger RNA from Aspergillus terreus NIH2624, 1671 nucleotides. Its product is annotated as CwfJ domain protein. The transcript is spliced from 2 exons. Bases 1 to 1671 code for a protein of 556 amino acids. Gene Ontology annotation, cellular component: post-mRNA release spliceosomal complex. Gene Ontology annotation, biological process: mRNA splicing, via spliceosome. Lineage: Eukaryota; Fungi; Ascomycota; Eurotiomycetes; Eurotiales; Aspergillaceae. Gene Ontology annotation, molecular function: RNA lariat debranching enzyme activator activity; hydrolase activity. The record is from RefSeq and is a predicted model, not a curated record.
AUGGCCUCCAAGAUAGUCGUCCUGGGCGACGUCAAUUGCGAGUUCCGCGAAGUCUUCACCAAACUCGCCAAACUCCAUGUAAAACAGAACUUUUCCUUCGCAAUCGUCGCGGGCGACCUCUUUGGCGACUGUUCAACGGAGCGUGAGCUGGAUGAGAUCACCGCUUUGCUCCAGCAGAACAUUACCGUCCCCAUCCCAACCUACUUCACGCUGGGCAAUCACCCGCUGCCCACACGAGUCAUCGAGCAGAUCGAAGCCAACGACGAAGUCUGCCCCAAUCUGUAUUUUCUCGGCCGCCGCGGCACGCUGAAGACAUCCGAGGGCAUCCGCAUCGUCGCGCUAGGAGGCAACCUCGACACGGAGAGCAAACAACCCAUCGACAAGUACCAGCCGGCGUACGCAGAAUCCGACGCCAAAGCGCUGUACGGCGCGCACUCCGCCGACAUCCUCAUCACGCACCAAUGGCCCAAAGACGUCCGCUUUCGGUCCAACGUCGCCCUCCCAGAGGGCGCCACGCCGCCUGUUGAGGUCCCGUGCAUCGCAGACCUCUGCUCGACGCUGAAACCGCGCUACCACCUCUCCUCCUCCGCCUUCUUCUACGAACGCGAGCCCUUCUUCCACCUACCCACCGAGGACAACCCCGACGCCAAGCCGCUCACGCGCUUCAUCAGCCUCGCCCCCUACAGCAAGACCUCCAAGCAGAAAUGGAUGUACGCCUUCACGCUCGACCCCAAGGCCGCCCCGCCACUCACCCUCCCACCCGGCGCUACGGCCUCGCCUCUCCCCUCCCUCGCGCCCAAACGCAAACCCCUCUCCAGCCAAAAAGACUCCUAUCAGCGCUUCGCCGUCGACGACGCCGACGCCGACAGCCACCGGCCCCGCAAGCGCGCCCGCGGCCCGCCCCCAGGCCCUGACCAAUGCUUCUUCUGUCUCUCCAACCCCAACAUCGCCACGCACCUUAUCACCUCCAUCGGCAACGAAAGCUACCUCACCACCGCCAAGGGUCCGCUUCCCACCUCAAAAACGUUCCCCGCGCUCGGCUUCCCCGGCCACAUGCUCAUCAUCCCGUUCACGCACGCCCCGACGCUGGGCAGCAUCGCCGACGCCGAGUCCCGCGCCUCCACCUACGGCGAGAUGCAGCGUUACCGCGCCGCGCUGCAGUCCAUGCUCCAGCAGCGCGCGCAGGGCGCCCUCGGCGCCGUCACCUGGGAGGUCAGCCGCGGCAACGGCAUCCACGUGCACUGGCAAUUUCUCCCCGUGCCCGCGGCGCUGGUGACCCGCGGGCUCGUCGAGGCCGCCUUCCGCGUCGAGGCCGAGAACCUCAAGUACCCCAAGUUCGAGGCCGCCGCGGCGUCGGCGGACCCGAGCGCAGAGCCGGGGGAUUACUUCCGCGUGUGGAUAUGGGGUCCGCCAGACGCGUCGAAGGAGGAACAAGAGGAGACGGGGAAUGAGGGAGAUAAAACCACUGCGCGCGAGAAAUGUCUUCUGCUCCCGCUGGGGCCGGACUUCCGGUUUGAUCUGCAGUUCGGGCGGCGGGUGAUGGCGAAACUGAUGGAGUUGGAGAAACGCAUCAACUGGAAGAAUGACGUGCAGUCGCAGGCGGAGGAGGAGAGGGAUGCGACGGCGUUCAAGGAGGCGUUCAAGGAGUUUGAUUUUACGUUGGAGGAGUAG